CACGGGGGCGUGGUCGGGGAGGGGCAGCUGGAGCCCCGAGCGACCGCUGGCCAGCGAAGUGCCACACUCGCUUGUUUGAGGAGAACGGCGCUCCGCCGGGUGAGCACAGCCUAGGAGAUGGCCGUGAUGGAGGUGCCCUGUCCAGGCACUCCUGGGGCAGCAGUCGGGCAGCAGAAGGAGCUUGCCAAAGCCAAGGAGAAGACGCAGUCACUGGGCAAGAAGCAGAGCUGCAUCUUCAAGCUUGAGGCCGUGGAGAAGAGCCCUGUGUUCUGUGGGAAGUGGGGGAUCCUGAACGACGUGAUCACCAAAGGCACCGCCAAGGAAGGUUCCGAGGGUGGACCACCCGCCAUCUCCAUCAUCGCCCAGGCUGAAUGUGAGAAUAGCCAAGAGUUCAGCCCCACCUUCUCAGAGCGCAUUUUCAUCGCUGGGUCACAGCAGUACAGCCAGUCUGAGAGUCUCGAUCAAAUCCCCAACAAUGUGGCCCAUGCGACUGAAGGCAAAAUGACCCGAGUGUGCCGGACAGGAAAGCGUCACAGCAAAGCCCGGAAAAAACGUAGGAAGAAGAGGUCGAAGUCACUGGCCCAGGCAGGAGUGGCCUUAGCCAAGCCCCUGCCCAGAAUCCCUGAGCAAGAGAGCUGUACCGUCCCAGUGCAGGAAGACGAGUCUCCACUAGGCAACCUGUAUGCCAGAAAUGUCUCCCAGUUCACCAAGCCUCUGAGGGGACCAGGCCUUAGCCACCUGUGCUUUCAAAAACAAGAUGAAGGCCUGCGACCGGUACUGCCUCGACCAGAACUCCACAAACUGAUCAGCCCCUUGCAAUGUCUAAACCACGUGUGGAAACUCCACCACCCCCAGGCCGCAGGCCCCCUGCCCCACCUCACUCACCCAUUCCCCUACAGCGGAAUGCCUCAUCCUUUCCCGGUCUACCCCCUGGAGCCCUGGAGACCCUGUACGCUGGACUCCGCCUUCCUGGACAAACUAGCCGUUGUAAGUGGCCAGCGGCCUCUACCUGGCCCACCACACCUAAGCAAACUGGCCUAUGGAGACAGUCAGAAGCCCCUGCCUGGCCCACACCUGGAGUCCAGCGGCCUGUCCCAGGGUGCCCUAGAAAAGGUUCCUGUGGAAGAAUACCUGGUGCAUGCCCUACAAGGAAGUGUGAGCUCAGGCCAGGCCCACAGCCUGGCCAGCCUGGCUAAGACAUGGUCAUCAGGGAGCUCCAAGAUGCAGAGGCUCAGCCCUGAAACUGAAGACAACGAGGGGGUCCUGCUCACCGAGAAACUCAAACCAGUGGAUUAUGAGUACCGAGAAGAGGUGCACUGGAUGGCACAGCAGCCUCGUGUGGGCAGGGGCUCCUUCGGCGAGGUCCACAGGAUGAAAGACAAGCAGACAGGCUUCCAGUGUGCUGUCAAGAAGGUACGGCUCGAGGUGUUCCGGGCAGAGGAACUGGUGGCCUGUGCCGGACUGAACUCGCCCAGAAUCGUCCCUCUCUAUGGGGCCGUGAGAGAAGGCCCAUGGGUGAACAUCUUCAUGGAGCUGCUGGAAGGUGGCUCGCUAGGCCAGCUCAUAAAGCAGAAGGGCUGUCUACCAGAAGACCGAGCCCUUUACUACCUGGGCCAGGCCCUGGAGGGGCUGGAGUACCUCCAUCUACGCAGGAUUCUGCAUGGCGACGUCAAAGCUGACAACGUGCUCCUGUCCAGUGACGGAAGCCGAGCCGCCCUCUGCGACUUUGGCCAUGCCUUGUGCCUGCAACCUGACGGCCUAGGAAAAUCCUUGCUCACAGGGGACUACAUUCCUGGCACGGAGACCCACAUGGCCCCGGAAGUGGUGAUGGGAAAGCCGUGUGAUGCCAAGGUGGACGUCUGGAGCGGCUGCUGUAUGAUGCUACACAUGCUCAAUGGCUGCCACCCCUGGACGCAGUACUUCCGAGGCCCGCUCUGUCUCAAGAUUGCCAGCGAGCCUCCACCUGUCAGGGAGAUCCCGCCUUCCUGCGCACCCCUCACAGCCCAGGCCAUUCAAGAGGGGCUGAGGAAAGAGCCGGUCCACAGAGCAUCUGCCACAGAGCUUCGGAGGAGAGUGGGCGAGGCAUUACAGGAAGUGGGAGGUCUGCAAAGCCCCUGGAGAGGAGACUAUAAAGAACCAAGACCUCCACCCCAGGACCAAAGCGCCUGCCACCAGACCCUACAGACCCCACCGAGACAGAACCCACCAGCCAAGGCCAACACAGGCGGGGCCCCUGAGCCUCAGCCUCCUCUACCACCGGAACCACCAGAACCGAACAGAGCGCCAGCCCUGAACCUGAGCAAGGAGGAGUCUGGCACAUGGGAACCCCUGCCUCUGUCCUCCCUGGACCCAGCCCCUGCCAAAGGCCCCAGCUUCCCAGACCGCAGGGCAACCUUCCCUGAGCUGGAGCUGCAGCAGCUGGAGAUAGAACUGUUUCUCAACAGCCUGUCCCAGCCGUUUUCUCUAGAGGAACAGGAACAGAUUCUCUCCUGCCUCAGCAUCGACAGCCUCUCCCUGUCAGAGGACAGUGAAAAGAACCCAUCGAAGGCCUCUCAGAGCUCACGGGACACCCUGAGUUCCGGCGUGCACUCUUGGAGCAGCCAAGCGGAGGCGAGGAGCUCCAGCUGCAGCAUGGCGCUGGCCCGGGCGCGGCCUCCUGACAUCCCCAGCUACUUCAAUGGUGUCAAGGUCCAGAUACAGUCUCUCAAUGGUGAACACCUGCACAUCCGGGAAUUCCACCGGGUCAAGGUGGGAGACAUCGCAACCGGCAUCAGCAGCCAGAUCCCAGCCACAGCUUUCAGCUUGGUGACCAAAGAUGGACAGCCUGUUUGCUAUGACAUGGAGGUGCCAGACUCGGGCAUCGACCUGCAGUGCACCCUCGCCCCUGACGGCAGUUUUGCUUGGACCUGGAGGGUCAAGCACGGUCAGCUGGAGAACCGACCCUAGCUCUGUCUUCCACCACCAGCUCCACUCCGUGGUUCAGCACGAACACACAAAGACCCGGGGCUCACAGCAGAGCAGCGAAGGGAGCAAAGCACCUCCCAGGACUUGUCUCCUGAGCGCUGCUGGCCCUGGCAGGAGAAACUCUUCCCUCAUGAGGAGGCAAAGAGGAAGUCAGGGGUCUCUGAUGCUCCAGACAAGGUAGCCAGACCCACGUGGACCAGUCAGCCCCUGCCAGCGGUUGGGGAGCAGCUUCUAGCCUGGGUCACGAAGAGCAGGUACCCCUAGGAAGGCAGGAGAGCGUCUAGGGGUUCCUGCCCAGCUCCUAUAGGGCAAGGCGGUAGGGCCGCCCAGGGGCUGUGGAGUCCUUGGCCCUGUGUCUAGCCUUCCCGACCUUUAGUGUGAGGAGGAAGGAGCAGGAAGGACACUAGAAUGCCCCGAGCCUUCAGGUUAUUGCAGCCCACGUCCGUCCCGGGUUGAGCUCCUUGAGCAGCCAAGGACCAUAGUAGAGAAGUGAUUCUCCAGCCUCACCUCACGGGUGUGGCUGCUGGACAGAGCUCCUCACUCCUCCGCAUCAGCCCCUGGCGCGCUAGUCCCUCGCCUGAGGCAGUGAGGGAUGAUGUGAGACCCACCUGAUAAGAAUGCUCUGCAAAUGAUAGAUGCUCAAGAAGGCCACAAAAGCAGGGCUCGCCACCGUCUGGGGCACACAGUCAGUAUCCAGCAUGCCAGCUGCGGGGUGGCAAGACAUGGCCAGCAGCACUUUGCACUCCCAUGACCUCCAAGCACUUUCCUGGCUGCCUACCAGCAGAGCGGGCAAAGAGGGAGUGGAUGGGGUGGGAAGGGACUGUCCUGACCCAUCCUCCACGCAGGCUGGGCCCCUCAAGCUUCUUUCAGACUUAAAAUGAGCAUCCCACUCCACCCCCACUGCCCUAGCUGGGCCUUCUCCUGGUGGGACUGGGAAAUAGCUGCUUAGGACUCAUUGUAGCAUUAAGUUAACUGUGAAUCAUUUGUAGGGAGGGGCACAGAAACUUCUCCUCUGGAGAAGCUCCUCCCCCGACCUCAUCCAGCCAGGAGAGCUUCUGUCCAGCUGUUUGCACAGACCUAGGCUGCUCCUGGCCCCAGCACAUGAACUGCAGCCACAGGGCCGCAUUUGGGGUGUAUUGAACUCUGUAAGCAAUAAAAUUUGGAAUGAA
This is a messenger RNA of Apodemus sylvaticus (European woodmouse), 4133 nucleotides long. It is a transcript of the gene Map3k14, whose product is annotated as mitogen-activated protein kinase kinase kinase 14. The transcript has 16 exons. Gene Ontology annotation, biological process: positive regulation of canonical NF-kappaB signal transduction; protein phosphorylation. Gene Ontology annotation, molecular function: ATP binding; protein serine/threonine kinase activity. The record is from RefSeq and is a predicted model, not a curated record. Lineage: Eukaryota; Metazoa; Chordata; Mammalia; Rodentia; Muridae. Bases 118 to 2946 code for a protein of 942 amino acids.